Messenger RNA from Tarenaya hassleriana, 2196 nucleotides. RefSeq lists its product as uncharacterized. Gene Ontology annotation, cellular component: NSL complex; Ino80 complex; MLL1 complex. Lineage: Eukaryota; Viridiplantae; Streptophyta; Magnoliopsida; Brassicales; Cleomaceae. Bases 1 to 2196 code for a protein of 731 amino acids. The record is from RefSeq and is a predicted model, not a curated record. The transcript has 7 exons. Gene Ontology annotation, biological process: positive regulation of transcription by RNA polymerase II. Gene Ontology annotation, molecular function: protein binding; G-quadruplex RNA binding.
AUGGUGGCUCUGGCUCCGGUGACUACAUGGAUACCCCGAGAUGACCUUCUCUUGAAACACGCCGUCGAGGCAGGUGCAUCUUUGGAAGCACUCGCUAAAGGUGCAGUGCAGUUUUCCCGAAGAUUCACUAUCAGGGAACUGCAAGAACGAUGGCAUGCACUCCUUUAUGACCCAGUUGUUUCUGCAGAUGCUGCGUCUCGCAUGGUGGAUCUUGAACGCUCCAACCCUAAUAUUCUUUCAAAAUUUGGUAGAGCUCGAAAUUCAAAAGAAAAUAAAAGUUCACUUGGAAAAAGGAAUGCUGAAAAAGUUUACAGUGCCUACCAUUCCUUGCGAAAGAAAUUUCGUUUGGAGCCAUUUAGUUCGAUGGAUCUAGCCUUCCUUCUUCCGCCAAAUGACAACCAUUUCAUUGGAAAUGGAAAUGCAACACAUUUAGGACUUGAAGAGUCUCACAUGGAUAUUAUCCACAAGGCUUUUCCUGAAAUUUUGGCAGAUGAGGGCUGUGUGGGGAGAUCUAAUAAUCCAAUUGAGGAUAGUCAUCCUGUUCAGGCAGACAAUUCACAAGGUGAAAUCCCUCAUGUAGUUGCAGGGGAUCUCGCGUUCAUUCAUAAUGCAGGUUCUUCUGGAUAUAAUGCUGUUCACGAGGACUCCAAGAUGAAACUAGAGAUAGCUGAUCAGGAACCGAAGACUGCAAUGCCUAGCGCUGAUUGCUUCCUGGCAGAGCUUUCAAAUUCUCUUGUCAAUGAUGUGGAUCCUUUCAUGGACGUACGAGGUAAAGACAUUGACAAAUCGUAUUAUGAUGGCUUUGGCUCACUUUUGGUAAACGCCACAAAUAAUACGAAACAAGGGGCUUUGCCUAGCUCUAACGAGCAAAAAACAUCUGCUGCACAAAAUAAAUCAGGAGAUGCCAGUCCAGGUGAUCAUGAGACGUCUGAACUGGAUGGUACAACUGUAACAAGCUCAUCUGAGGUUAAACCAGUGUCUGACUCACUUGCGAUAGAUCCUCAUCCUGAGAUAGUUAAUGAUGUUAUAUGCUGUGGAUUAAACACAGAGUACCCGGAAAUUCCUUGUAAUGAUGAUGUAUUCCUAUCCAACAACUGCCAUCCAAUGUCAGUUUCAUCCUUGGCCCGACGAAACUUUAAAGAUUCUAGUAAUCAAGUAUCUAUGUUUUUUAGAGAUAUCUCGACCAGUAAAGAGAGAAAUGUGGGAAAUUCAGUGAAUAUGCCGAAGAAUCCUGGACUAUCACAGGCGUCUUCUCAGGGAAAGCCAGAGAAGGGUCAGCCAAGUCAAGGUACCGAAUACAGGCCAUUCCUGAGUACUGAGUCGCAUAAUACCAUUUCCAGAGUCAUGGCUAUCAGUUCUGGUGGUUCUUCUUGUGCAGGCUCUGCACAGAAAUGUUCGAAUACUCAAUCCACAGCGUCGGUAGAUGGAAACAUUGCAGUUGAAACUGCAAAGCUUAUUCCGGGAAAAUCCUCUAUGAGAUCUGAUGGCCAUGGAAAGCUUUCCAAGAAAGAUGUUGGAAACAGUAAACUGGAACAAGGAGUCCUAGUCGUUGACAAUCCACCACAUGCAACACAUGAUGAUGAUGGCUCGAUAGAGAUGGUAAUCGCUGAACCGGAGGUCAAUUCAUCAGUGGAUGAACAUCUCGACGAUAGUGAUGAAGAGUUGCCUUAUUAUUCUGAUAUUGAGGCUAUGAUACUUGAUAUGGAUUUGGAUCCUGAUGAUCACGAUGUUUUUAAGCGUGAAGUUGCCAAGUAUCAGAAUGAGGACACCAAAAGAGCAAUUGCCAGACUUGAGCAGGCUGCUUACUCAUACAUGCAAAGAGCCAUUGCUUCGCAUGCCGCUUUUGCUGUUUUGUAUGGCAGACGUUCAAAACAUUACAUCAAGAAACCCGAGGUUCUGCUUGGCAGGUCAACAGAAGACCUCGUCGUGGACAUUGAUUUGGGAAGAGAAAAGCGUGGUAGCAAAAUAUCUCGACGGCAGGCCCUCAUACGUUUGGAAGAUGACGGUUAUUUUCGUGUGAAAAAUCUUGGGAAGUAUCCUAUCUGGGUAAAUGAAGAGGAAGUCGAUCAUGGGCAGAUUCUAAUCCUCAGAUCUGAGUGUCUGAUUGAGAUAAGGGGAAUUCCUUUCAUCUUCGAGACACACGAAGCACGCAUCAACGAACACCUGAAUAGCAUCGGGAAGGGUAAUUGUCAUUGA